CAUUGCUUUGCCUCUUUUCAUUCCCUGUCAAGAUGCCGCUGGAAGCUCUGCGGGCGGCGCCGACGUUCAUGUCGGUGGAAGACUAUGCCGUGCUGCAGCAGUCGACGCCAGCGUCCUUUGAAGGCCAUCCUCCUGUGCUUCGCCUCAAGCUAGAAGGCGUACGUUGCACAAUCGAACCUGCAAGCGCCCUUCCUGGCGGGGCAAGGCAGACAGAAAGCAACGGCAGCGCGUAUGGGCCUCUUGCUUCUGAGGAAGGUGUUCUUUGGGUGACAGAGAGUGCCCUGUCGUUCUUGACGAACACCGGUCGAGGUUUCACUUUGGACUACCCGACGCUCUCUCUUCAUGCCGUUUCAAGAACCUUGCCCGACUCUCUAAUCGCUUCCUCUUCUCGGUCAGCCGCCGAUGUCUCGUGUGUCUACUGCCAGCUGGACGAGAGCCAGGGUGAUGAUGUAGACGAGGACGAGGACGAAGACGAAUCUGGCCUCUCUGAGCUUUGGAUCCUCCCAGCCGAUCAAGACUCAAUGGAGCCUUUAUUUGAAGCGCUAUCUUACUGCGCCUCGCUACAUCCCUCGGGGCUUGAAGAUGAAGAGGGGGGCCACCCCUUCGCUGGCAUAGGACCAUUCGGCACAGGCGCACAAACCCUCCAUGCUAUGACCGAAGACGGAGCUUAUGACGACGCCGAAGAAGGCGAGCAGGAGCUUAGUGAGGCAGGAAGGGCGACCCUUGCCCAUCUUGAUUCCCUCAUCGAAUGGACGCCUGCUUCGAAGUCGUCAUGCGCCGGCCCUGCCUCGUCACCUACAGCCUCCUUCCACUCUUCCGAUCCGCGCAAGGCCGAAGUGAUGGAUCGUACAGACACGAUCAUUCUGGUCAAUUUGCCUCAAGAGGUGUUCCAGAUGCCCGAACUGGCCUCGUCACUCCUAGACCUGCUCCAUGCGUACGGUGACAUGGUUCGUUGGACGCCGCUCCCGAGCUUCGGACGAGCCUUGGUGCAGUACAAAGAGGUAGCAGGGGCCAAUCGUGCAAAGGAGGCAUUGGACAAGCUCCUGCUUCCCGUCAUCGAGGAGGGAGACGAAGAGGGUGAGAUGGACGCCCCGCCGACGAGGAAGACCUCUGAUAGCGGUGACACGCCUGCGCUCCGAGCGUAUUUUGGCCCGCACUCCUCUUCUCUGCCAGUCGAAGGCAGCUCCAAUCUCCCUGUACCGGCGACCGAUCGCAACUUCCUCAUCAGUCCUCCGGGCAGCCCACCGGUGGGCUGGGAACCGGUGCGUGAAGAUCCUCCCAAUACCGACACGCUGGCAGACGACUUGAUCAAGGCCCUGGGCUCGUUGCGCGACCGGGGCUUAGGUGUGGAGAGCCAUUCGCCUCGACCAUUGAGGAUGGAUGACGAUGAGGCUGGCGACGAGAACGAACACGCACAGAGGUUGCCACCACCUCCCUCACUCGUCAUUCCUCCCAGUACCGCCCCUGCCCGCUCAUCGCAUCCUUUGGCAACUCAGCGCGCCAUGGGCGAUGGCGAGGGAUUCGUGUCAAUCCCUGGCGUCACGGUUCAGAGCGUUGAUCCCGAGGCGGACGACGAUGCGGGCCUCGAUCAGCGGCUGAAUAAGGGUCUCAGCAUCACGGGCGUCAAGGCGACGGUGGAGUCAAUGCGGGGUGCUUCAGCCGGCGGGCUGGGCGCCAACAGCGACGGCUUGGCGGGGAGUGGUAACAAAAUCACGCCAACUGGGAGGCCGCCCUUGGCGUAGGCGUAGUGUCGCCGCGCAGAUUUGUCGCUUGUCACUUCAAUGAUGAUCAUUACCCAGAUUCUCGUACAACCUUACUUCCUUUUCAUCAUUCAAACAUGAUCCGACCUAGCUUUGAAGUCGCCGUCGUUCUGCGGACUGGAGGCAGGAGUGGUGCAAGGAUCUGAGUGCGUCUGCUUUCGCCUUUUGCCUAGAGCCGCUUGCUGUGAAGUCUGGCAUUUACGUCAACGAGUCUAGCCACUUCAGCCAAGCCGACGAUGAGGAUCUGACAACUGAGUGACAACCAAACUCAAUAAAACCGCUGCUGGCUGAUCCAGGCAAUUUCUAAGAUCUGGGGCGAUUAGUGGCUUCGCUUCCAUCUGGGGGGCCCAGAACUUGGGCCAGACGUGAGAUGAGACACACACGUAAACCUUCC
Messenger RNA from Acaromyces ingoldii, 2154 nucleotides. Its product is annotated as Calcipressin-domain-containing protein. Gene Ontology annotation, cellular component: cytosol; nucleus; methylosome. Gene Ontology annotation, molecular function: nucleic acid binding; calcium-dependent protein serine/threonine phosphatase regulator activity. Gene Ontology annotation, biological process: cell volume homeostasis; spliceosomal snRNP assembly; calcium-mediated signaling. The record is from RefSeq and is a predicted model, not a curated record. NCBI's taxonomy places the organism in Eukaryota, Fungi, Basidiomycota, Exobasidiomycetes, Exobasidiales, Cryptobasidiaceae. Bases 33 to 1742 code for a protein of 569 amino acids. The transcript is spliced from 4 exons.